CUCUUGUCGAAAGGUUCCCUUUGACGCGUUGCCAAGAUCUGUUGUUCUUCCUGUGUUUUCGCUGGAAUUAAUAGCUUACGCAGAGGAAGUAUUCUUCCGACAAAGGUGAGGAAAUAAUUCUUAAAAGAAUGCAGCCUUUAUUAUUUUAAAAUAUUAGAAAAUACAGCUGAUGUAUUCUGCUCGCCUGGAUGGAAUAUACCAGCAAAAUAAUUAUUAGCAAGGUGUCAUCUCAAGCGCGCCGGUUUUCAAGGCUUACAAUUAAGCCUAAACAAAUCCGCGCUUCAACAUUGUGUUGCAAUGACCGGUGUUCCAAAAUCGAGGUGCCGUGUUUUGUCUUUUCUCUGUUCACAUAAACUUCAAGCCUUGCUACUUCUUAUUUAUCUUUGAAAGGCUUACACCUUUUGUUUGUGUAAGAUUCCCUGCUAUCUAAGCUGGCUCCCAGUCAAGUUCGAAGGUCUUCGACACCAUUCGGCUCGCAAUAAACUAAUUUACCAACUCCAUAAACAUUUAAAACCCUCCAGGAAUUUAAUCUUCAACUGCAGUAAUCGAUAACGUGCGACACGUAUAAACUUAAGCUUAUAUUAUUUCACUCGAAAUCAGAUUAAAUUGUUGGCAAGUUUGCUUUGAUGAGCAAAGUUUUUUUGAAAACGCUGGGUGAUAUGGUCAUCUAAAGUAGCUGAAUCUAUUGUUUUUGUUCGUUGGCGCUUGUAAUCCUUUAUUUCUGUUUGUCAAACAAUGCUCAUGUGUACUGUAAAAUUUUGUGUUUCAAUUCGCGUUAAUGUGUUCCCAAAACAGAAAAUGCAGAGAUACAUCAGUUUAUACAUUUAUCACAUUAUAAGAUUCAAAGCUAUAUUGUUGCGCUGUUCAAAUUGAAAGUGAAUUUGUAAUGUAAACAUUGAAUAGUGGGUCUUAAAACCACAUUUCUUGUGAGAUAUUAAACUUUCAUGAUGCUUAGUGCACUUUUAUGAAUUAUUUAAGUGCUCAAUGUAAAGGGAGUACUGUGGACUGUGGAGUAAGGACUGCGGACUGUGGACUUUUGACAGGCGACUGUGACCAGCCUAAGCUUGUUUGUGUAGGUUUCUAGCUUCAAGGUUAAAUGUUAGCUGUCUCCUUCCCUUAUCACCUGGCAUUUCAGAUAAGUUAAGAGAAACUCAAAGGUGCAUGCUGUAUCUCAUUUUCACUUAAUUUUGCAAGUAUUAAAUUUCACGAAAAAUUAUGAGCCAUGUUUUGCGAAUAAAUGUAACUUUGAUGUCAAAAAAGUAAAAACAGAAUUAACAAUUUUAUUGUAAACAACAGCAAACAAAGACAAUUACAAACAAAACAAGUUACACUGUAAUUAAACCAAAGUAGAAGAUUUUCAAAGGUCUAAAUAGGUACCCACAAAUAGUUACAUGGUAAAUAUUUACUCUCUGAUAAACUUUGUGGCUAUAACGUUCUUUCAGACAUCAUAUAGAGGUCCUUUUUCUGUCCAUGUUAAUCAUUAUGAAUAUGUAUACAUGUAUGUCUGGUAUUAAUUUUCACUAUUUUAAUCUUCGUGAGUAUUCGGUUUUGCAAGUAUUAAAUUUCGCGAAUUUUUUAUGGCAAAAAUCGUGAAAUUUAAUACUUGCAAAAUUAAGUGAGAAUUAAGGUAUAAUGCACAAAACUGAGAACUGCCAUUUACCCCUUCUCGCCUGAUCACAUUCGGCUUACAGUCAUGUACAGUGUCUACUUUAGAGCUUGUUUGUGGCUUACAAAGUGAUCACUUCUUGUGAACAAGUGUUAUAAGGGACCCAGUUAAUCAGUGCCAAAACUUCCUGCUUUAUAUGAGUAGAUCAUAACAUUAUGUACAUGUAUCUCUCUUUCAGCAGGCAGUUGAGAUGACAUGAAACCGUCCGAACUGGAAUGGCCACAGCUUGUGAUUCAAGUACCUCUGUGGAGAAUCUUGGACAGGGUCUGUUUGGUGUUCAGUUGGAGGUACUGGAUAUAUGUCCAUAAGGAAGCAAUAUGACAAGAACAUGCAGAAACAUUGUUCCUAUUAUUAUACAUUGUACUCACUAUCCGUCUUCUCAUUACUUUGCUAGGACCCUUCAGUUAAUAUUGGAAAUUAGUGCAACCUACAGAUUAGUCAGUUAUCUGCUAGCAGAUUCGUGACUAAUCUGCAGGUUGCCGACACGCAAUGCACAAUUUCCAAGAGCAAUGUCAAACUCUUUCUAUGUAAUGGUGUGUUUGUCAAACUACAUGUAUUUUCUUCAAAACAAUGUGUAAUGAAACAACUAUAAGAUUCAGUUUUUUUUUAUAUCCAGAAUAAUCAAGGACUCGGUAAGUGGUAUCAGCCUUGACCUUCGGCUCGGCUGAUACAUACCUCUUUAUACUGUGACUUGAUUAUUCUGGAUAUCACAAAAACCUCAUUCAAAAUUGGGCAAUUCCAGUAAAUAUCCAUUCCAUACCACUGAUGGCUUCCAUAUUUUAACCACCCUCAUGCCUUCAGAAUUCCAUAAUCGUCACCCCCCUCCCCCUCUUGUUCGAAUUUUCUAUAUUUUCAUGAAGCCCUUCGAAAUUAUCUGCAGGGUUCACAAUAUGCCCAAUUUGGCUUAUUUUAUGCCAAAAUAUUUCGAAUGACUCUUCUUCUGUAUUCAGUACAGCUGCAUGGUUACAGAAGGAGUCACUAUGACUCUGGGCAAUAAAAUUGUAAAAAGAAUGAAAGUUUUGUCCUUAGGGGCUUGUUCAACACGUCAUGCAACCUACAUUAACUUUUCAUUGCUCCAAACUGGUACAAGUACUUGUGAUGAACGUGUGUACACUACACUUAAGAUAUUUAGAUCAAGUGGACGAUCGAGUUUUCAUUUCCGCCAACUUGAAAUUGAGCCUUCGGGGUCAGCAGUCACUCCCAAUUCCACAGUAGGUGCUUCAUACAUGGUAAGCAAAUACCAAUUAAAAGGCAUGGUUGGUGAAAAGACCAUGUUUUGCAUUGAUUGAACAAUAUUAUGUAGGAGGCUUUUUUUAAGAGAGAGAAAAAGGAUGUUUUGUAGCAUUAAUGCCUCUGGAGCUUGGUUUGCAAGGCACCAUUUGUUUUAUUUUUGUAUCCUGCUUCCAUAGUCAUCAUCGUGUCAUCAGUUCGUGCACCCCCCCCCCCCCUACUGCCACAUGCCUUCAGAAUUCCACAGGCAGCCCUUCCAGUUCAAAAAAUUCCACCUUGCCCUCCGAAAUCCAAAAAGCAGUCUGGGGUAUGGAUGGAUAUUUUAUGGAAUUUCCCAUUGUUUAUCAUUGGUUAUUUGCUUCCCAAGCUUAUAAGGACGUGUUUAGCAAGUCAUCCAAGAUGACAUAAUGCAUAACAAUUUUGCAAGUUUCGCAGCAUAAACAAAGUUAUAAUUUUCUAAAGAGCCUUGCAUAAUAGUAUUGUCUCUAGAUCCACUGAGAAAAAAACGUUGAUUAUUCAACUGAAAUUCCUUCCCUUAAAGUUUCAAAUCUGAGUUCUUCAAAAAUGAUGUUCUAAAACAGCCUACUGUGCUCAUAUUAUUUAAUUUUGUGCGGUCAUUUUCCAUAAGAUUAAGAAUGCAUGUCAGAUGGUUUUAAGGUUACCAUUGUAGCAGAAAAAAUAAAUAUAAUUAGAUAUAUUGACUCAGUUUUGCUUUUGUGGCCAGAGCCUCACUAGAUAGUGGCUUUAAGUGUGAGUUAAGCUGUAGUAGUCAGGGAAAAUGCAGGGUCCUUUCAUUGUGUGGGUGCCUUGUCUGCAUGUUCUGAUGAUCUUAGAGGUCUGCCUAGUUAUUUUUAUGACAAACAAACUACGCCCAGUUAUUAUAAACACUUUCAUUCACAAAACCUCCACAUUUUUCAAAUCUCUUUAAGGUUUAAACUUUUGUGGAAAUUUCAAGCUUGAAACUUUUUUUUCUCUUUUUGGGAAAUCUGCCAACAACAGGUGACUCAAAAGUUGCUAGAGGCAGAGAAGAAGAAACUAACCCAGUUAGAGUUACAACUUGAUGAAGACACUGCCAAGCAUGGUAUUAGCAGUGUUGAGAAGGUAAUUAAGAUUAUAAUAAUGCUCCUUAUUCAGUGCCUGGUUUUUUGACUCUGCAACUUUGACUUUGAGGUGGUAGUAGCUAGCUGCAUGGAUGACAAACAAACAUGUGAUCUCUGUAUUAAUAUUGGAGGCAUGGCUUUUGCCUUUUUCUUGUUCUUCCUUUUUUUGGAGGGGGGUGGGGGCUGGGAGAAAGGGGUUCAGCCUUCAUUUAUUCUGCACAGUCAACUUCAAACCAAAAAAAAAAUGUAAAUUAUGAUACUAAAGAAAUAGUGCAUGAGCAUUCAUCAUCAUUAUCUUCAUGGAAGAAAUUUUUUUUUUUUUUUUUUUUUUUUUUUUCGUAGGCAAAGGAGCUAGCACGUCAAAAAUCCAACUAUGCGUAAGUAAUUAUCUUUAGAACAAAAUACAUGUACAUGUACCAUUUACCUGUUAACUUGUCGAUAAGCAAUUAAUGAAAAUGGAGGGUAGGUGCUAAUUGUGAGCAAUGCGAGCAAUAAGCAAAUGAAUGUGGGCAAAAUGCAAAUAAAGGGGGGUUACCAUGGCAACCUCCCACGGGUCACCUUCCCCUGGCACCUGUCACACUGAUCUCUCAGUGGAGAAUGAAGAAAACAAAAGAACUCACCCUAAAUCUGACCCUAGGAGUUUCGAAGAACCAAGAGGCAGGUUGGGGGUGGGGGAGACGAACAAAAGGCAAAAAAGCUGCAAAGGCAACUCGAAGCAAGCCAUGAGGGCAAAACUACAUGGCAAUGGCUUGAAUGUGCAAUGCAAUCAGCUGCUGACAGCAGGAAAUUUCACAGUUAACAAUGAGUAUUGAUAAUCUCAUUUAAAUUAUUAUGAUUAUUUAAUUAUAUUAUCUUUAACUUCCUCAUGUUAGUUUGAUAUCAAUCAUUUUGCUAUGCUUCUUAUGCUGCAAGGUUGUGUAAAGAAAAAUAAAAGAAAGAAAAUGAUUCUGACAUCAUUACGUCUAGUAUUUACAAUUUCCAAUAAUAUGAAGUUCUUUUGGAUCAAACCUAUACACUCCUGUCCAGUACACGUGCAGUGCGGUGGACCAUUCAAUUUUACCCUACCACAUGAAAUUUUUGCUACACAUUUAUUUACUGAUUUUGAAAAAUCCCUUAAUUAGCAGCACUUUAGCGAUUUUUCGUAAAUUUGGAACAAAAGCUUUUAUGAUGACAGUAAAACAUUUACGUAAUUUAAUCAUAAACAUCAAUAGCUUCAUUAUUUUAAAUCAAAAUCAUAACAACAUUUUGAUGAAUGAACCAAAUGAAACUACAGCUGUAAUCGGUCAUAUCUUAAGGCGUGACUCCUCACUCAUAUUUUAGGUAUGCAUUGUCACACAAAUUCAAUGAUACAUUGUCGACCGUCAAUAGUAUAUGUGUAUGAAACCGACCAGAUUGCGGAAUGUCAUAUUGUACACAAUUUAAUUUAGCGACGAUUUAAAUUUACCAACACUUAAUUUUUCUAAAAAUCGCUAAAUUAAAGUGUCACCAAAAUUUCACCUGAUAGGGUAGUCUGCGUGCAGUCAUAAUUUUAUCCAAAUUAUUAAUACCCUUUUUUGCCAUCACUGUACCUGACUCCCUUAUGCUCUUUAUUCAGACGACUAUCAUCUCAGCAUCAUCAGCUUGCUAAAGAAUAUGAAGAGGCUGCGAGAGGUCUCCUAAGAAGGACAACUAAGCAGAGAAAGGUCUGUUUAAACUCUCCUGUCGUUACCAAUAAAGUCGAAUGUUACCCUUGAAUAUGCCAUUUUGAACAGAAAAGGUACCCAGUUUGUAUACCUUUCAUUAAAAAAUGAUGGCUCUUUCACAUGCCUAUUCACUGGGUGGACACUCAAACCAGGACAUGGGAAACGAUAUUGUCCAAUCACAAGGUUAAUCCCAAAAACAAAAGAUUCUCAAGUUUUUUAGCAAAUGGACCAAUCACAUUCCUACCUGAGACUGUUCAGGUAAAUUCAAUCAAUUUUAAAGUUUUCAAUGGUUGCAUAGUUGAACCUUGAAUUUUAUUGGUCCAUUUGCAAAAAGCUUGAGAAUCUUUUGAGUGUCCGCCGCACUGUAAGAACACGGCAUCCCUUUUCUGAGCCCUUGGAAUGAAGCUAAUGAACAAUAUUAUGGGAGAACACUGCACCUAUAGGCAUUACCAGAAGAGAGUUUAAGGUUUUUUAGAUAUGUUAAAGUUCAAAUUUGAUUAGGUUAAUUUUUUCAUUGAUUCUCAAUUUCCUUCGUCUUCUAGCCCUACAUGUAAUUCAUGAAUAAUUAGAGCUAGGAGACAAAGGAAAUUGAGAAACAACCUAGGUUAAAUCAAAAUCAACCUGAAAUUAAAUUUGACCAGUGUAACGGAGACAUGUACAUGUAUCUAAGUGACAGUUCUCUCUAACAUUUUCUCUACUUCAACCCCUGAAAUCCUCAAUAUCAUACCUGAAGCCACAAAAAGGUACCCAUUUGGGGUUGACCCUCCCAGAUAGGCCAUCAUUGGGUGUGAGUUAUUUAGCUGCCAAAAACUGCAGCGAUAAGCAAUUUAUAUCGACUCUGAAUUUUACCAACGUGCACUUUGUUUGGCUUCAGUCUUCUAGGAGUCUUCCAUCACUUGGAUUUAAACAGACUGUUAAAGCAAGGGUAAAUAUGGCACUAGAUAAUUAUUGUAGUUGACCUUCUGAAUUGCCCUCCAAGCUGUACAGCUUGAAUGCUGGGUGACAAGACAAUAGUUUUACUAAGGGGUGUCUUGUAUUCAUUUAAAUACCUUUCUCAUCUCUGACCUAAAUGUAUGACUAUGCUCUGACACUCAAUAGUGGUAACUUCAUUCCCAUUAUAAAGGCUAACAGUACUUGCCAUAGGCCUCUUCUCUGAGAGAGCUUGAUCACAUGCCUGACCUAUUAAGAUACACAGUAUGUUAGGUUUUAAAAACUUCUCUCUCACUCACGUAACCUGGAUUCAGAAACCACUGAGUUUGAAAAGUAUAAAGAUGGCCGUGCUUUCCUCACGGAGAAAGUCAGUGGAGUGUGAUUUGAGAAAAUCACAUCUCGGCAAUGCUAGCCAGCUUGGCAUUAACCUGGCCAGCACUGCUGAAGACAUGUAAUCAGGCCCUUCAUUGAUUAUGGACUUUCUUAGUAGCAAUCCCAGAACUAUGGCAUUUCAAGGUGCAGUUUUUUCUCCAGCUUCCCUCUCAUUUAUAAAUUGGCAAAUUAAUAGGAAAAUUUUUUUGAAUUUUUGUAUUCUUUUGUCUUUGUCCGCAUUUGAGUUCCAGGUAUUACAUUCAAUAAAGAUACAUUUGCUGCCUGAGUUCGGCUGGGGCAUCAAAUUGAUUGUUUUGAAUGAUCAUGGCAAUGUAUGAUAAAUAUUUAUUAUUCAUUCUCUUCCUCGUUUUGUAAUCUCCCUUUUAUUCUUUCUUUUAUUUCUAUCUCUCUUUUUUAUUCUUAAUUCUCUCUUGUCAUAUUUUUUUUCUUUUUUUUUAUUGUAGCCAACAAUAUUUGGAAAUCUUGUACAAGAUGACAGGGAAAACCACAAUGUGAAAGUAAGACCUUAAAAACUUUCAUUGUUAUGUAUAUUUAAACAAUUGUAGAUGUGAUAAUUUUGAUUCCGUAGUAACAUGAGUAUGUAUAAAAGGUACUCCCUUUGCCCUGCAAAUAGCUAGACCUUCGCGUGGCUCAGGUUGUGCCAAAAUAAUACAUUGAUGCUCAAAGUAGGUGCGUUUUUUGGGGGGGAAUAUAACAGCAGAUGAAGUAGCUCUUUACAGCUUGCUUCUUAAGUACUGUUUAACUGGUCUCUAUACAUUUCCAUAAAGAAUAAGCUGAAAAAAAUGAUGAAAGGUGAAAGCAUUUCCUCUUAGGGGAUUAUUUUAUAAAUUCUCAUAACCUCUUCUUUUGAUUUUCCAUUGGUAUUGUUAGGAGAAAAUCAAGGUUGCCGGUCACUUGUGGCCGGGACUUGAAGGGUUAAGACUCACCAUUUAACAACAACAACAAUUUAUUGUACCCAAAGCAGAAUAUUAUAGUUAUUUACAAGUUGUUAAAUUAAUCAAUUAACUAAAAGGGGUACUGACUUCCUGAAAUAACUAAUAAGUUAAAAAUGCCAAGAAGCCAGAUUCAGUAAGAUAAUUUAAAUAAGUUUAUUGUGCGGGGUACAAUAUGGCAGCAUAUCAGACGUUAGACUGUUGCACUAAGAAAAAUCGCGGCCGUCUUGUUUCACCACCGCCAUUCUAUGUUGUUCUGUUUGUAGUCAGAGGAGAAGAUAAGUUUGACCCUGUCAAGGAAUCCUGCUCAUCCAUCUGACCUAACAGGGGUAAACAACUUUUUUAUUAUUUUUACUGUAAAGUUUAUUUAAUUUGAAGUCAGCUAGUAUAAAAGUUAAGAACUAAUUAGGUGUAGUUUACUAGGAGACGAGAAUAAAGUAGCAACUGCAGCCAGUUCAUAUAUUACAAUAAUUAUUAUGGUUCGAUAUGGUCCAUUAAAAAAUAUCGACUGAUAUUCUUUUACUACUAGAAUGAAACAACUCAAAAAUUGUGAGGUCAGCUUUAUCUAGGCGUUUAGUGUGGUAGAUUUAGUAGUAGAUUCACUGAAGCCAAACUUCAAAGCAGAGCUCACGGUUAAGUAACACGUAACCUCGCAAAAUAACGCUUUUAACAGUCCGGGGCGACGAAAAAAUCUGACACAUGUCUCGGUGAACAUUUCGUCUUAAAGACAGUUACGACACGUAGAUAUAUUUUUUAGCAACUACUAUAAUUUGCAGUCUGUCCACUUUGAAUUUCAUCGAAGCAAUUACGUUCAAAUCUGUAUUUUGGAGCAAAUUGUACGUGAAGUAAUGUUCAUCUUAAAAUGUCAACCAUAAAAUAGCCUUUAGUUUGAGUGGCACGAGUAGCACGCAAGGCGAAGCCUCGAAAUGCGAGGCCGUCAGCUCUGGCGCGUGUGGCCCUUUUUCGCUCACUCGAGGAAAAUUCUCCAACCUUAUACCAUUGCCAAAUCGAGCAAGGUGGAAUAACCACGAGAAGAGUUUGAGAAACGCAAGUCCCCUUUACUGGUGACAUUGUACUCUGCGAUAGGUAACACUGUCAGAUUAUUGGCGAUUAGCAAGGUCUUCACAUUUUGAUGCAGCAAUGCCCUUGUCAUAUUUUCAGUGAUUAUGUUGGUGAAAUUUCUCAAUCGAAUUGUUCUUUAAUCAGUCUUCUUGAUCUUGUAAUUUUUUUCUUUUUUCUUACCUAUUUUAUAAAUUUUAUCCAUCUUAGAAUGUAGUGUUUAAAGAUGGUCAUGUUAUAUCUGGCACAUUGAGUGGUCUCAUUGAACGAUUGGUUCCUCUUCCAAAUUAUUAUCCUGAUGUAAGUAGUAUUUUUAAUUCAGUAGAUAUAAUUGUUUAUAGCAAUGAAUGCAUAACAAAUAUUAGAGCCCAAUGUCCGGCAGCAAUUUAAUUUCUAAGUUUAAGAGCGGGCGAGAUUCUUCAAAUCCUACAGUCUCACUGGUUCCGGAAGCGGGCGGACUCUUACGAUCUUGCCUGCAAACCCGGGCGGAAUUUUUCUGGCGGCUUUAGGGUGGAUUUCCAGUGUCGCCAAAUUUGUAUCUGCGUAGGGCGAAAAGUCGCGCGCAAAUAUGCAGGUACAGAACAGCUAUAUACUGUGCAUCACGGUUACUGUUCGUUUCGAUACCAAGUCGUUUCAAUACAAGUUGAUUCAGUCGAGGUGCAAAUAGUUUCACGUAAGUGGCUUAAAGAGCGAGGGCUUUUCACCCCAAAUGGUUUUCUCGCCCACUAUAUAUGCUAUACUACUAUUAUAUAUUCUACUAUACGUAAAGUGAGUGAAAUUGUUGUACAGUUUCACUGCUUGAGUUGUCAUCGAAACAACUUUGGAACAAAACGACCGGUUUCCGUAUAUUACUUGUCAAGCUCUAUACAAUGUAAGUUAGUGAGCCUGCGAGCAAACUCUUCAGAGCGAAGCGAGCCGUGAAAGAGGGUAUAAAUGCACUAAAGAUAAAACUAAUUGCAGCUGAAUAUAUUAUACAAUUUUGUCAUUGUUAUCCUUUUUGCAGCGAACGUACGUGUUUGCAUUUCUUCUGUGUUCAAGGCUUUUUAUACUUCCCAGUGAUCUGCUGUCGAGCAUUUCAAAGGUUCGUUUCCACAGAAAAUAAUAUCAUAAUGUUACACGUUUUUGCUCCUUAUUUAUAAGCUUAAUAUUAAUAUCAAUGUCACAAACUUAAAAUUUCACUGACAUUUUUAAACCGUUCACUCCCCUUUCAGCAACGAUCGUAAAAAUAUCACGAUAUGAAUUCUUCUUUUUUUCUAUUUUCUUCGUAAUGUUAUGAAAGUAGAAUGCCAUAUUGAAAGAAGCUUUUUUUGCAAACAAUGUGUUUGAAAUUCACUUUCACUUAAGCACUUCGUUGUUUUAUUUCUAGUCUUGCGCAGAACAAAUUAAAAAAGCUACUGUUGAUGAGGUAGGUUUGCUUCAAAAUAUAACUGUACCUGACUGCUAUUCAGCUGUUGAUAGCUUACUGCAUUUCACAAUUUUGUACUGAGUUGUUUUUUUUUCUACCGGUUUCUUUCGUAGGCGAAAGUUCUGGCAUUCAACUUGGUUCAAUUGUUAAGGUGAAGAUCUACGUGACAGUUUCUAAAUUAUUUUUGGCUCCAGCUCGAUACAACUUAAUCAUUGCAUGAAGAACAGUGGAAACGUUUCAUACGGACACCAAAAUCACAUGCCAGAGUGUCCAGGUUCUCAGAAACAUGAAACGUUACGUACGCACCUUUUACUGGAUCGGUAUACAAACUGGAAGCAAUAGAACGAUGUUUUUAAUGUCCAAACUGUUACUCAAGAACAAACGGAAGAAUCUCUCGCUUGUUCAAAUAGACUUGCACUCCCCACCAGCCCCCCGCUCCGCCUUCCUUGUUUUAGAAAGUCUACGCAAGUACAGGAAAAGGAAUUACUUUGGCUUUGCUUGUUCUCGGUUUUUUUUUCUUGUUUGGGUUCAGGGCCUCCACUAGUGCUAGAGCCUCCGAUCCAUUGCUUGAGCCGUAUAUUUGAUUCAGAAACAGACAACAACAAUACAAAUAUAGUUAUCGUAGCAGGUUUUGCAGAAAACUUUGUAGGGAAUAAGUGAAUUUCACCUUUACACAAGGUACAGCCAACUUGUAGAUGUGCUUGCUAGGUUUUGUAACUCCCACCGUGUUUUUUUGGUGUUUGUUGUAGUGAGUGGGCUGAAACGUUUCCUAAUGACUUCAGAGAUGAGGUGAUGAUGAUGCAUGUUAAAGACAUCACCAGUUACUGUGCAUCGCUGACCAUGGUACGUACCCCCACCAGCACAGCGGAUCAGAUCAGAUCUACGUUGUCAUAUGUUUAAAAUUCAGGAAAAAGUAAAAAAGUGAAAUGAGAAUUAGCUUGGCUUAACCAAUUCAUGGCUUAUCAGAAAAGCGUCUAGACUUCCUCAAAGCCCUUUUCCUAACCAUCAACUCGCUGUUCACUCAUUUGUACGUGUGAAGUAGUCAUCGCUACUUACUUACAGGAUUCUUUUUUUCUUUGUUAAUUUUUUCCUGUGUUGAAUCUCAAGGAGUUGAGAAAUAUGGUUGGUCAGAUGACACAGUCCUUAUUUAAAAAGGUAAGCUGUAGAAAUGAAGAGUAACCUUGUGUUUCACAGAAGUAAUGAAAAUGAAGAAAGUUGAUUGAUUGCUCCAAAAAAAAUAGUUUUGUUUCACAUUCUAUGGGUUAUUUUUUUCUGUGGAAACGGUUUUAUACAAUUAUACCACUUGGCAUGUCGAACAGGAAAGGCCAAGGGAUGCCUGUUGGUAUAUCUCUCCUCACACAUCGAUAAAUCAUAUGAAAAUUCGAGGAGGUUUGUAAUAUUAGAAAUUUCAGAGCGACAAAUCGUCAUGAAAUCGCCGCUAGUAGUUUAGAAACGCGAUCUGAAAUUGCAGCAAAAUUCGCUAUGUAAAUGGAGCUGAACGUAGUUUUACCUCUUUUAGUUGUCUUUGUGUGACAAGUAUGGCGAAAUUUUACUAAAAGCCACAGCUGCUGCGGAGGAUAGAAAACUAACGGGUUCUACAAAAUAUAAGGUAUGUUAGCUGAAGAAAUAAUUGCGGUUUCUUAAAAAUCUUAUGCCGGUUUGGUCUUGUUGUCGUCAUAAAACAAACUUCAAACAAGCUUCCCAACGUACUCGAGAAAGCUGGCAUAAUACCCCAGUGCUUUGCUAAGAUCCCUUUAUGAUACACCUCAGAGAAUUCUGCAACCGCAUGUAGAAUUUUACUAAAGAUAUUUUUAGAGGGAAGUCUGAUUCCUUGGACGUCCGCACAUUUUAAGCGAUUGUUUGAAAUACAGCAUUUUCCAUGUGAUUGCAGCAGUUGUGUAUUGCUCUAGGAAAACUUUUGCGACUUUCUUGUUCCUCAGAAUCCUUCAUUUAUUCCUUGAACUUUGAAUUCUUGAGCAAUUUAACAAGUUUCACGUUUCAUAAUACUUUUAAAUUAUAAUACUAAAUAUAACUGUUUGUUCUUUAACAGUGUGGACUGGAGGUUUGCCCAAACCCAAUCAUCUUAGCGCAGCAACUAUGUCACAUUGAGAUGGUAAUAAAAAAAAGUUAUGCUAAAUUUCUUUUAAAAUGCUCAUAACGAAAAAGUUUUUAGAACUUUUUGUUUGAAGGUACACGGUACUGCAAGAACCUCUGCGAAAAAGUACUGCGACGUGAACACAACGUUAUUUUUUUAGAAUUUUUUGAAACGUUCAAAUUUGCUGCCAUUUUGGCACACCAUUUGUUUAAGCCCUAUUCACACCAAAGCUUAAACAUGGUUAAAGGCGGUUUAGUUAAACACGGUUUAAAAUUCUUUUCUUUAUAAAAGCUGCUUUACGGACUUAAGUUGAUCGCACAGUUUAGUGCAAAUUACAAAACAUGCUGAAUUUCAUUUGAAUCCUGUGUGAGAACCAGUGUUCCAAUUUUUUUGUCUGUUUUUCAUUUUUUUUUUUUUUUUUUUAAAAACAGCUUACAUUUUGCGACUGCACCACCGGUUUCCCGGGAAAUGACUUCUGAGAAACGGGCGCUGGAAUUGCAUACUGAUAACGCGUCAUUACCCAGAUUUUGGUAGUGCUUCUGAUUGGUCGUGCCGCAUGGAAAAUUUUCUUCAACCAAUCAGAAGCACUACCCAGAUCUGGAUAAAGACGCGUCAUCAGUAUGGAAUUCCAGCGUUCGUUUCUCAGUGGUGGCUGUUUUCUCAGGCUUGUUUUUCCUGCUGUUUGUAUCAUUCGUUAUUUUUGAAAAACGUCCUUGUUUUAACGUACAGUAAACAUUUCUAAUAUCAGAAGGACUUGAGGGAGAAAUCAUAACAAAACUGGAAAUCUGUAGUCGUUGUGUCUAGUUUUUGACCGUUUUUCGCGAGUUACUCACUUGAAUGUGGUUUUUAAAAAACACAUUAAACCUUUUCUAGCUUUUCUCCCUAAAUUAUUCCCUUAAUGCAUAUUUUUUCAUUUUGUUUUGUUUCUGAAUCAAUAACGCUCUCUUUCUGUCAGGAACGACUGGCCAAUAUAGGACCAGAAGAGUUCGUACAGACCUUCAUUCCCCGAGAUGAUGCGGAUUUGAGAGUAAGAAAAUUCGUGACGUAAAGACCCCUCGUAAAUUCAAGCUGAGAAGUAUGAGAUUGCGCAUGGUUUAGACUGCUUUCCCUUAAAGAUAAUGGUGAAUUUGGGAGAUCCGGACGCUCCUCCCCCACCUCUACGCACUUGUAAGUCCACGAGAGUAAGAUAUCCAUAGUUACAUUAACAGUGCCUUAAAACUAAAGCUGCUACCACUGAGGUGUCGCACUCUAGGAUGCGUAGUUGAAAUUUACUACAACAUGGAUGUGUAACGGCCAGAAGGGGGAAAAUGGUUAAAUGAAGAAUCUGAUCCAAUCAGGAACGCACAAGCUUGGGGCCCUCAAAUAAAACAUUCCUGGGUCCGCCCCCGAAACAUAAUUUUAUUUCCUUCAUCAGACUAAUUUAUGAAUGUUCAAUACACUGUAGAUAAGGAGUUUUUAUAUUUCGAGAUGACACUCUUUAAUUCUCUUUGCAGUCUACCCUCAGCUAUAUUAAAAAGACAAGCAGUUUAGAAGCCUAUAUAGAAUGGUUCAACAGACUCAGUUUUCUCGUAGCAACUGAAGUUUGUUUGGUGAGUAACACUUUGCAUGUCGUUUGAUAUGUUAAAUGUUAUUGAAACGGAAACUUCACAGUAAUGACUUAAUUUGUGGAAUGACAGUACAUUAACGUUUUCGGGUUCGCGAUUCUACUCAUGUAACCACCAUGUGGAAUUCUAAUCUAGUAGUUGGGGCGAGCCAAAGGUGCAAGGAAGGGGGCUGGGAGAGAGAAGAGAGAUUUUCUUCUCCCUGCAAUUCUCCCCGCCUCUUUCAUCACCUUAACGCCUACCCUCUACCCCAUGGGGUUACAAUCGCUACCCUCCCCCAUCCCCCUCAGAGAUAAAUUCAAAAAUGGCGGCCAUGGCAAUAGAAACAUAAAGACGCAGCUUUCGCCAUCCCCAAAAUAUACGCCUGCAUUGCCUUAGAUGAAAGUGAGCGACGUCUAAGAUUAAGUUUAAGGUUAUUUAUUUUCAUUUUUAUUUUUUAUUUGGUGCAACAAAUUCUUUCUCUUUUAUCUUUAAGGGACCGAAAAAGAAGCUCCGGGCAAAAAUAAUCGAGUAUUAUGUUGAGGUGGCUACCGAAUGCUAUGACAAGGGAAACUUUAACUCAGCUAUGGCUAUUAUUGGUGAGGACGACUUAGUUGUUAUAGAAUAGAAUAGAAUUGGGGGGGUGGAGGUUUGUUAUCUUUUUAAUAAGUACAGCCGAAUUCACUGAUGCUCCAAAAACUCAGACAACAAAAUAUUGGAUUUUGGGCGUGUCACCUACACGAAGCGCGGGAAGGAGUCACGCGUGGUUUUCGCGCGAUUUUUCAACCAAUCAUAAAGCGUUACAGUGCGUAACCAAAGCCACUUUUUUCAUUUAAAUUCAAAAUUUUCUCUGUUUGUUACAUGUUUCUAAUGUUAGUAACGAGCGUACGAGCUUGGGAAGCCGAAGAAAACAGGUCUAUGGAUCAAAUGGGGUUUCUUAUUUAGUGAGUUUAUGAAUUUUACGGACAGCAGUCUGCCUAUUUGCCCGGUUCUGCAACCCUCACUCAGGAAUUAACUCAAGAUGUUGAACAUAUUUUGUUUGUUUGUUUGAUUCGGUAGUUUGUUAGGUUGUUUUAUUACGUAAUACUGAUGAUGGUGGUGGUGGUGGUGGUGGUGAUGAUGAUGAUGAUGAUGAUGAUGAUAACGAUAACAAUAAUAAUAGUAAUGAACGACAAAUAUAUUCUUUCAAAGGGGAGAGACAGCAAAUUGUGGUUGAGUGAAAUAUCUAAAUGUCGUAACUGUUUAUCAGUAGGAUGCCAAAAAAGUGUGCAAAGGCAUAGAUAUGAAGUGCAAAAAAACUGGUGUAAUUAGAGAAUUUAGAUUUUAAUGAAUUAAAUAAAACCCUUACGUCUAUUGUUUUAUUUUCAGCUGGUCUGAACAUGAGUCCCAUAACAAGGUUAAAAAAAACGGUGAGGUUUUAUUAUUGUUAAAUAAUCGCACAGAUGUUCAGUGAUGUUAGAACCGAAACCCAGAGUUUGAACUCAUUUAAAUCUGAUCCGAGAUGAUCCAGCAAAUUCCCAUUUCGUAAAAAGUUGUGGCCAUUUAAAAGAAAAUUGGGAAAUUUUUUUGAAAUCUUAUUGAAAACGUUUCGUAACCUAAAAUCGAAUUCGGGUUUUUCUUACCACUGUACUGACUACCACAUUAUCACACAGAUCCGCUAAAUUUCCGGGAAAAAAAUCAAGGACGUGUUAUAAUUAACUCUCUUUCAUAAUUGCUAUAUCUCAAAUGGGUGAUCCUAGCCCUUUCCCAAACUAGAUUUAAGACCAGUAACAUUGAAGGUAAAAACCACUUAAUAAAUAACUGGAUAUUUUUUACGUUUCUAGUGGUCUCGAGUGAAGUGUCGAAAGUUUGACAGACUGGAGCGAGAGUUAAAUCCCACAUCCAACUUUGCUUGCUACAGAGCAAUGUUUAAAAUUGCCAAUGAGACUGUAGGACAAAGGGUAGGUAAUUUUUUAGCCUACUUUUUGACAGCGAUAGUGUUUGUUCAAGAAGUCAUAUUAAGGUUAGGAAUAGACUGUUUUAGUUUAUUAGUGCACUGUUUUGGCUUUUGUUUGUUUGUUUUCAGUUUGAAUUCGCCAUUCCUUUCUUCAGCCUCUUUGUCAAAGAUGUUUAUUUUCUUAACGAAGGACACUCUAACAGGUCAUUUGGUUUCCUUUUUUUUAGAUUCACCUUUCCAUUUAGAACCUUUUUUAUUAUUAUUUUAAUCUAUAUAUAAUAUAUAUUUCUCAUUCGACUUAUAAAUAAUAUCUUUACUUAAUUUUUACACUCUUUUUCUAUGCGUUGCCUUUGUAGACUUCCGAAUGGACAAAUUAACUUUGAGGUAUGAGUAACAUUAAGUUUUAGGGAGCAAACCUGUGAUGUAUGUCGCAUUGGGGUUGGUAUAUUACCCUAUAGCGGUUAAAAGUAUUACGCGACUGUUGCAUUGAAAUUUUCACAGGACGUUGACGCAAGCGGCCCAAACUCACGUUAGGAGGAAAGGGUGUAACAAAAUUUACAUGUCAUAGGUUACGCGUACCUUUGUGCUGGACGUGCCGAAGAGACUUUGUAUAGGAAAUACAAUACUUUGAUCUGCGAACGCUAAAUAACGUUAAAUCUUACCUUUGUUUUGGUGUCUAUUCGUCGUUUAACUUGAUUUUUAGGCUUCAUUGCGUAACCUCCGUAACUUCCUCACGCGUCAUCUAUGGCAUGUAAAUUAUUUUACCCUCUUUCCUCGUAACGGGAGCUUAGGCCGCCUUUGACCUAAGUUAGGUUACUUUGUGGUACGUCAAUCAAAGCUAAGCUGUCCGUGACGAGGUGUUCGAAUGACGAUUGUCACAAAUUUAAAGUUAGUUGUCAUGAAAACUUAUAUCUCCCUUGGCAAGUUACCGCUAACUAUGCUCAUAGCAACUAGGGUCAGGCUUUUCUAAACCCAUUUGGCAUUCCCCACUCGAGAAACCAUAUCAAGAAUGGGUACGAGGUUUCAGAGCAGAGAUUUCUGGGAUUGUUUUUGGGGACAUGUGUUAGUUUUGAUUGAUGGAUGGUAUUCAAAGACAACUACUGGCUGAUCAUAACUAACGGUUGUCCAGUCAAACGAUCCCAGAAGUCCUCGCACCGAAAGCUUGUCCUUUUCUCCCUUGUCAGUUUAUGGUCUGGGGAUUUCUCGUUUGGUCAAUUUUAAUUUUGUGCCAAUCAAAUUUUUUGCAGGUUAGUUAGGUUUGUGACGAUUUUUUUGCUUUUAUAUGUUUUUUGUUUUGUUUUGGUUUUUUUUUUUGCAAAUUUUUUUCUUAUUAUUAUCUUUCUUUUUGUAGUUUUAAUUACCCUAAAUUACCUUCUGUAAUAUCUCUUGCAGAAAUUUUGGCAGCUCUCCAAGCUGAUUACAGACUUUGUGGCUUGGAAAGAAGUCGCGGUAACCAUCGUUUCUUUUGUCUUCUUCAAUUUGUAUACAGCUAUUAUAAAAGAUGCGGCGCGAACACUCCAGUGGCUUCUCAAUUUUGAUUGGCUGCUUAUAUCGUAUGACUGUUUGGUCCUCUAAUUUCAUUGGUUUAUUUCAGCGGGCUAAAUGCGCCACAAUGCCCGACAAAGUGAUAACAAUUUUAUAUUAUAUACGUUUUUACGUGCGAAACGUCUGACUGAAAUCUUUUCAAACCUUAUCGCGCAUUUUUUGCGCCUGCUUUCCAGAUCGAAUUGGAAUUUUAGGGACAGGGGACAAGAGGAGAGUAACUAUUGGGACAAAAAAGAGAAAUAACACUGAAGAAAUUUAACCCAUGUAUAAACGUCGGUGUAAAUUCCCGGGCUAAGCUACAUUGGUGAGAGGCGCCUGCUCUCAAGGCAUUGUAUCACUUGAUUUCACGUAACCACUAGUACCAUAGUUAGUAGAGGAGGGAAGCAGUUUGGUUCAGUUAUUUAAACAAAGUCUCACUUAGGCCGUGGUUUAGCCAACCUUUGGACCUCCAGAUCUUUUCCUUAGUGGGUUGUUUUUAGAAAAUCAAUGCUUUUCUAGUCUACGCCAUGUGCUAUCUUGAAACUGUUCACAGUAAAUGGGGUUGAGAUAAAAUCAUUGAGCAAUGUGAAAAUAGCUUAGAACGCGGUUAUAAACACUGGCUAAACUACGUUCAAAUAACUAGCCCUUUAUGUUGUUUCUCGAAAUUGAGAUUCGUAAAAAAUAUAAUCAACUUGUGUCCCGUGUAACCAGUCAAUAACUGAUUUGUUAUAUAGCCCAAGAAGAAAUACCUGUACGAUUAGAAAUUUAUGAAAGUGAAAUUUCCCUCAGUGGCCAUAUUGACUGAGUUCGACUGUAUGAGUUUCUCUACCUUGUGCGUUAAAAUCUGAUGCUUAACCUUCUAUUACUAAUCUUCAGUAAUCCUCUAGAGCGUUCCAGGAAUGGUUAUUUUGUCUGUAAUAAUCUGUCUCAGUAUAGGUUGUUAAUGCUCUUGAAAAUGAACGAGUAAUUUAGUACUAAUACUUGAUUUUGUCUAUAUUUUUUCUGUAUUUUCCAGUGUAAAUAUGAGCACAACAGAACAGUUCUGAAUUAUCUCAUGACUGUACCAGUGUUGUCAGAUAAAAGUGAGGACGCUCUCUUAACUUCUAAUAAGUAAAGAAGAAAACAAAUCCAUUUAGCACGCGUUCGAAUUUCGAAUACCAUUCUCUGAAUACAAUGAUUUACACUAUUAAUGUUACCUAUUUUUUUAUUUCCUAACUAGUCAGUUAUUGACUUUAAUCGUUGAGGUUUUGUUUUUGACGUUUUGGGGUAGAGCUUUGUUUUUUUAUUCACUUAUUUAUUUAUUUAUAUAUUCAUUUAUUAUUAGUAGUAUAUUAUUAUUAUUAUUAUUAUUAUUAUUAUUAUUAUUAUUAUUAUUAUUACUGAUCGGAUAAUUUCAUUGUUUAUAUGUUAUUGAGACAGUAAUUUAUUUAGUCAUCUGUUUUAUGUAUUAAGUAUUUUCCGCGAUUUUUUUUGUACCGUAAAUCCUCUAUCAAGUCCCCCAGGGGGUUAUUUAUUUCAAACAUAAUUGAGGGGAAGGUGGGCUGAUUUAAUGUAGCAAAUACGAUGGUAUCAGUUCUCCUUAAAGAACUAGAAUACAAAGUGGAAAAGCUCAGGUACAAGAAGUUGGAGGUCAUGCAGGCGAGGAUCAAAUACAAAUCAAACUUCCAGCUGGUGAAUAAACGAUCCCGGAUCAGUCCACACGAAGUUUUACAAUCGCGAUUGAUUAACGAAGUUUAUCAUUUUACUAGUGAAGAAUAAUUUGGGGAGGGGAGGGGGGCUUAUGGACUUUCUUCCCCAGAAAAGGGGGCUUAUUAGAGAAGGGGGGUGGGGGACUUUGUAAUGGAUUUACGGUAUUCGGCCUCUUUGGUAGGGACAAUAAUUCUUCUUCCAUGAUGAUUUACAACGUGCUCCUUCAUUUAUAAACAACAUUUACUUUUUCCACUUUUUCCAUGAUUUGACAUACAUGAAACUUUUGCGUGUUUUGUGGCUAUUUAUCGUAGAUUUAGCGUUGAUGUCUUAUGAAUGCGAGGCUCCUGAGACACAGUUUGAGAAAGAAAGACGGAAAUCAUUAAGGUUGGUAAAUCGGUUAGGUUUAUAUGCCGUGGUUUUCAUAUACUCCCAAAUCUUCUUGUCCUUUGAACUUAAACUAAAAUAUUGCCUUACUUGUUGUUGUUGUUGUUGUUGUUGUUGUUUUUUUUUUUUUGUGGGGGCUUUUGAUUGAGUGACUUAUUUACUUUUAUUUGAAUAAGGUAAACAACGUCUUUACAUGAAAGCCGUAUUGAAACAGAGGUGAAUACUGUAAAUACUUUACAAAUCAAUAAGUUUUCUGGCGAGUUUUCUUUUAAAAAUAGCUUUACGUUCGGAUGCCUUUAUUUCGGUCGGUAGUGAAUUCCACAGCACUCCUCCCCAUUUAUAACACUCUGUUUUGGGAAUAUGAUCCACUGCAAAAUUUUAGCUUAAUAGUUGAAGCUGGUAUCAGUUCACUUAAUUUGGCUGUUUCCAAACUUCGUAAACCAUUCUUACUGAAAGUUUAGAGCUUCGCUUUAAACCUUUUCGUUCUUUGCUGGCUUAAAAAGUAGUUUAAAAAUGCCCACUUAAAGCAUUCGAGUCUAUUUUUGUUUGUAUUUUUUAUCAGAUCUGAAAGAAAUGCUGACAAAAGAUAACAAAGAUAACACGUAUGAAGUGAUUAGAAAACGUAUGCAUCAUAAGCAGAGUCCUCAGUAUUCCAGGGUAGAAGAUCUUCAUCAGGAUUAAAACCUCAAAGUGGUGAACUUCAAGCUUUCUUCUGCGUGACCCGAUUAAAAGUGAUGUGUGUCUUUGUGUUGAAGUGAUUGUCACGGCAGCAUACACUAUUCUUGGUUUGCAACCACGUGACAAGGCGGCCAUGUUGGGGGUCAAAACAAAAGAAUAUUUCCUCGAAGAAUUUACAUGAAAAUAGAGUUUCGUUCCCAGAGGAGAGAAAUGCUUUUGUUCUUGACCACCAACAUGGCCGCCGUGACGUCACGUGCAAACCAGCAAUAGUUCUGCGAAUGCUUUGACGACUGUAUUGCGAGCUGUUAUGCAUUGAAUAAGCCCGGUUGUAGAGAAACGAAAUGAUGUCACAAAAACUAAAUUAUGAAAUGAUGUCCAGAAAGAAAAAGAUAACAGAUGUCUAUUUGCUAAAAAUGAACCUGUCGGUGCAAAUUGGUGGGGAGAUGUAAGCACCGUUAUGCUUCGAUGACUCCAUAACAAUCUCACUGAAAUAGGCCAGUUAACGUUACGGUCCAAGCCAUAUUAGAAGGAUGCGUUUGGUGCCAUCAGAGCAAACUGGUGUUUGUAUCUCCCUACCAAUUUACACUAACAGGGUGAUUUUUGGCAAGGGGGCUUGAAUUUGCCAACAAAUCCCAUAAUUUAACAAAUUGGAAUAUUUGUGACUCACUCUUUAUCUAUUAGGCCAUUUUCUCUCAUGUAUGAGAAGCCAUGACUACAGCACUUUUGAGAAACAGAUGUCUGAUUUCAAAAGUUUCCUUAACCUUUUUGAAAAGGUCCAAUAUCACAUUUCUCUGUUUUCAGAAUCCUCCGUUCUUGAUCGUUUGAGUGUGGACGCGAGACCAAAAUGCACUAAAAUGUAGGCGUGUUUGUUAGUGUGGACGGCCGGAUUAGGAUUGUCUGUGUUUGUGUUUGUGUACGGGUAAAUGACUGGGAAUCAGAAUGAAAAAAUAUAUAUCGGGAGUGUUAAAUAGACAAACUGUGAAGCAAACAGCUUUUUUGUUUGGUUUACUAAGUGUCUUUUAACUAAAACUAAAAAUCAAUGAAAUUUGAGAAGCUCCGCUGUUUCUUACAUUUUAGGCAUUAGGUUUUUCCCUCGUAAUGUCAUUGUUUACAUUUUUGCUCAUUAGCAUAAGAGUUAACCUAUAGAGGAUGUAGCCGUAAAUACAAAUUAGGUUCAAAAAUUAAAAGAGCUGGUUAGAUUAUGCAGUUUGUGCAGAUUUCAGCUCUUUGUAAUCAGUAACGAAGAAAAUAGCAGCAUUAAAAACUGCAAAAUUACUGGGUGGCAAAAGGUUAAUGAGCUCAUAUAUUCUUUGUAAAUUUUGGGGUUUUUCAAAGGGAAUUUCUCGUAAACUAUUUGGUAUAUGGGGCUCAAAUGUUCAGAGAUAACUGAAAUUGUUAUGCUCUUUCAAUAUUCAGAAAUUUCGUUUUAUUAAAUUCAUCAGAUUUUGAGAAGCCUAUGCUAAUGACGCAAAAAAUGUAAACGUGAAUUCGCCUGUAGGUGUGUCGUAUCGAUUUGUUUGUUUUCUAUUUUUUUUUUUUUUUAAAUUUCUUUCGUGAAGUAUAGUCGGUCGAAAACAUAUCAAAGUUUUUGUGGUUUGUUUAACUUACCAUUCCUGUCUCAUUUCUGCACAAAUCAGCUUUAAUAGUAAGAGGACUUGUCAUUAUUAGAAGAUGGGCCGUCGUCGUUUUUUGGCCGCUGUGAAGGUCGUUAAUUACUAAUUAAGAGGAAACGAGAGAAAUCAAUUAAAUGCCAUGAAUGAAGUAGAGAUAACGGAUCAAAUAGUUAUAAUCAUAGAAGCAGAAUUAUUGAUCAUUUAAAAAGGUAUAUUAAACUCUCAAAAGAGUGUUUCAACCCGAUAGUCGGUUGAUAAAUAGGCAAAAUUUUGGUCUAUUCAGCCUACUUGACUCAGUAGGCCUCCCUGUCUCAUUAGCUGACCCGUUUUGUUUUUUUUUGUGUGUGUGUUUGUUUGUUUUCUUACCAAUUUUUCAUCCGUGUUUGAGUAUUUGAUGAAACAGUGUCUCGUUUUAAAUAUCCCACUUACAACCUACCCUCAUAAUUGAGAAAUGAUGGUGGACUAGGAAGCGUAAGUUAUAAUUUAUAAUAUCUGACCAUUCUGUAUUUAUGAAUUACAUAGUUAUAGAGCUUAAUGCCGGAAAUAUGUGAAUGUAAGAACCAAAGAAAUUUAAAUGAUAUUUAAAGUUCGGUAAAUUUCAAUUCAAAGUUUUUAGAUUAUCUAAAUAUCUAUAGUAGCGUCAAUCCCUUAACUGGUUUAAAAUUCACAACAACUCUGUAAUAUCAGUCGUAUUUAUUGUGG
Porites lobata is the source of this 22598-nucleotide messenger RNA. Lineage: Eukaryota; Metazoa; Cnidaria; Anthozoa; Scleractinia; Poritidae. The record is from the annotation of a GenBank genome assembly.